CCAUUUUGUUCACAUGAUAGCAUUCUGACGAAUCAUAAAAGAGCAGUCACACAUUUUUAACGAUACAAUAUUAUAGUGUACAAAUCGCGCAUUCAUGAAUUCACUUAUUUUAUGCAAACGCCGACACUGUUUCAAUAUACUUCAUUUUGAACAAUGGAAGCGAUUUUGUUUAGGCGUGAUCCAACAGAUGCUGGUGAUUUUGAGAUAAAUUUGUGAGAUAGAUUGAGUAAAGACCGCAAAUUGCAACAAUGUCCGCUGCUGAUGAUGACGAUGAUUUCUGUUUCGGACAAAAGGAGCCGCCGUUGGUAGACUAUGUAAAACAAAUUCUUCGAAAUUACACGGAGGGUCAAUUACUAAAGGAGCUGACACAGAAUGCAGAUGAUGCUUGCGCCACCACAGUACGAUUUUUGUACGAUGGCCGGCAGCACGGCACAAAUAACCUGUAUUGUGGUGAAGGGAUUGGUGAUUUGUCACCAUACCAAGGACCAGCUUUAUGCGCAUACAAUGAUGCAACAUUCAUGAAAAAGGAUUGGACAAGCAUACAGAAUUUGUCAAGAUCUGAAAAGAAGGAUGAUCCAACUAAAGUGGGUCGCUUUGGGAUGGGAUUUGUGUCUGUGUAUCACAUGACAGAUAUGCCUAGCAUUGUAAGCGGAAACUACCUUGCAUUUAUGGAUCCUAGCGAGACAUUGUUCAUUUACAAUGGAAAAGUUCAGCGAGGACGAAAACUAGACAUCCACAAAAGGGCAAGUGUUUUUAAGGAUCCUAAAUUCUCUGACCAGUUUAAACCAUACAAGAACUUAUUUAAAGAUCAACUAGGCCUGAUCGAAGGGCAGUUUUUUACUGGAGCGAUGUUUCGAUUCCCUCUCCGAAGAAAACGUUCAGUUGUCUCAGAGAAUGUGAUAAAUGGUGACGAUGUGAAAAGGCUCUUUGAUUUAUUUGUCGAUGAUGCAAAAAUUCUACUAUUGUUCUUGAAAACUAUACGUAGUAUAACGGUCGGAGAAAUUCUCACCGACAAAGAAGUUCCUUUAUUUUCUGCUAGCAUUUCUGGUAGAACUACAGACAUAGUUCAGAAAUCAAGGGAAGACAUAGUGACAGCAAUUAAGAGGAGUAAACAGCUACAAGGCAAUGAAUACACAUCUUUUUCGACAAUAUUUCCAAUGCAUGUUGAAGUUGUAGAAAAUUGUUCAACGCCUGCUGAAUACAAAUGGAUGAUUAGCAUCUAUUUGGGAGGAUCGGAUAUUACAUCCGAAUUACUUACAUUGGCAAAAGAACAUGAUCGAUUGCCAUUGGUAGGAGUAGCUAUGCGGACAUUUAGUGCAAAAAAUUGCGUUGGGGCAUCAUCACUGCUUGAAGGUAGGACUUGUUGCUUUCUACCACUUCCACCAUCCGAAAACAAUAGCGGGUUACCUGUACACGUAAAUGCCGAUUUUGGUGUUAGUGAUGACCGACGCACAAUCAAAUGGCCAGUUGAAGAUCGUAAUGAUAAAAUGUCAAAAUGGAACAAGCUUCUCCUUCAGCAACUUUUCCCAAAAGCGUACACUCGACUUAUACUUCAUGCAAUAAAGCAGUACAGUACGAGAGAGGUUUCUGUCGAUUGCAUCUACCAGACAUGGCCUGAUGUGGACAAAGUGAAAUUCCCAUGGAAGGAGCUAAUGUGUCCUGAAUUGUUCAAUGUUCUGCUAAAAGAAGAUGUGUUCUUCAGUGAAAUUGAAGGUGGUAAGUGGUUAAAUAUAAACACAGCCAUAUUUGAUCUCCCUGAGGACACUCAAAAGAGAACGGAAGAAUUUAUCGUGAGACUACUAUUAGAGUGCAACGUACCCAUUGUCUCUACCAGAAAUCAUCCACACGUCAUGAAGGCUAUUCAGACACAUAGUGAUUACACGAUUCAGUGGAUCACCCCUAGUCUAGUUCGAAGCACCCUACGAAAUGUCCCCCUAGGCAAUCUAGACCGCAGUAAGAAGAUCACUUUAUUGGAAUACUUACUAGACGAUGAGAAUAACUUUGCUGAUCUUUACAAUUUCGAACUUCUGCCCCUUGCUGAUGGAUCUUUUUGUAGAUUCGCAUCUGGAAUGGUCACCAAUCCCAUUUUCUUCUCAGCAUCCCACGAGUGUUCAAUGGAGUUAUUACCAGGCCUACGUCACAGAUUUCUUAAUGAGGAAAUAGAAACCUCGCUAAGGAUGAAGAUAAUCACUGGAAGCAAAAAGACAGGUGAGAUUUAA
Molecule: messenger RNA, 2219 nt
Organism: Anneissia japonica
Lineage: Eukaryota; Metazoa; Echinodermata; Crinoidea; Comatulida; Comatulidae
Product: sacsin-like
Exons: 5
Coding region: 249-2219 (656 amino acids)
Molecular function (GO): Hsp70 protein binding
Source: RefSeq, a predicted model, not a curated record